CACUUGAACUUCCCUAAGGAAAGGUGGGAUACAAAAUACUUUAAAUAAACUUCAGAUGUACAUCUGAUUUACCCUAACGUGAUUAAACUAUGGAAGGAUUUUUCAGUACCAGCUCUCCUCUUGCCACACCCUCCGGUUGUUUUCCCUUCUCAAGAGUAUGUUUUAUGUUGUGCAUUGCCUCGGGCAGCUUUUAAGAAGAAGGGUGGUUAUCACAUAAAUAAAAUUGUUUUUAACAAAUGGUCUUGUUCCACCCCGAGCAUGGUCCGUGAGGACGGGUUUCAAGGAAAUGCAACUCUUGUAUCCUUGUAUCAGCUUCUUCAUCAUAGCCCAGCCCUUUAAGUCUAAGAUUUCUCCGAUUCCUCAGUACACAGCUCCUGAGAGAUUUUACUGGAAUUCAGCUGAGUGGAGGUUAACCGGGCAGAUUGCUUUGCAGCUGCAUCAAGGGUUAAUGCUGGGGCUGUGUCCCUGCCCCUUAGCGUCCACCGGGAAGCUGAUUGGCGAAGGCUCUGGCUUCUUGCCCUCCUGGACUUUGGCUAGGAGCAGAACUCUUGUCCGCUCUGUGCAGCAGAAGCCAAGCAGGGUAAAGAGUCCUAGACCCAGCAGAGACUAGCUGCUGCUUCUGCUGCUGGAGUCUGCAAAGUUUAUCAACAGCUGCAUCUGGUCUUCGUCGAGACUCUACUAUGUUGUGUUGCUAUGCGCUGCUCUUCAGUAUCCUCUGGAUUGUGGUGUGGUUCUUGCGCGACCGGCAGACAUUGAGCUCCUACAAGGACAAGUAUGUCUUCAUCACAGGCUGCGACACGGGUUUCGGGAACAUGCUGGCCAAGCGCCUGGACAAGAAGGGCUUUCAGGUGCUGGCAGGUUGCCUAACCCAGAAGGGGGCUGAUAACCUGCAGCGGUCCAGCUCGCCAAACCUGCGCACCAUCCUGCUGGACGUCACCAACUCCGAGAGCAUCUCUAAAGCCGUGCAGUGGGUGAAAGGUGAAGUGGGAGAGAAAGGGCUCUUUGGCUUGGUGAACAAUGCAGGUGUGGCCAACCCCAUUGGCCCCACAGAAUGGAUGGGCGUGGAGGAUUACCGCAAGGUCAUGUCUGUCAACACCUUUGGGGUCAUCGAGGUAUCUCUGGCCUUCCUACCUUUGCUCAAACGGGCACGUGGCCGAGUGGUCAACACCUCCAGCGUCUUGGGUCGCCUCUCAGCCAAUGGCGGUGGCUACUGUGUUUCCAAAUACACUGUUGAGGCCUUCUCCGACAGCCUCAGGAGGGAUAUGUACCAUUUUGGGGUAAAGGUCUCUAUUGUGGAGCCGGGCUUCUUCAAGACGGCUGUGACCAACCUUGAAUCAAUAGAAGCCUCCUUAAGACUACUCUGGGACCGACUGAGCCCCGAGACUCGGCAGAGCUAUGGUGAAGACUUCUUUCCAAACUACCUGAAAGUCCAGAAGUUCAUCAUGAACAUCAUCUGCGACCCAGACCUCAGCAAAGUGACCAACUGCAUGGAGCAUGCCCUUCAGGCCAAAUACCCCCGCACCCGCUAUAGCGCUGGCUGGGAUGCCAAGUUUGUGUGGCUGCCAGUCUCUUAUCUACCUGCCUUCAUGGUGGACAUUGUUUUGGCUACCAUCCUACCCAAGCCAGCCCAUCGGGCCCACUAGACUCCCCGAACCUCACACCUCGCCUCUCUCCAGGACCAAGCCUGUGGACCAGCUGUCAAUCAGACAGACCACAUUCCUUCGCAAGAACUAUGGAGAAAUAAAAGUGUCAUUGUCAGUAGGAAAAAA
Podarcis muralis (Common wall lizard) is the source of this 1769-nucleotide messenger RNA. The record is from RefSeq and is a predicted model, not a curated record. NCBI's taxonomy places the organism in Eukaryota, Metazoa, Chordata, Lepidosauria, Squamata, Lacertidae.